CCACAAUGCAUUAAAAAAAACAUGUCCACGUUCCCUUGGAGUAAAAAUAACAUCCGAUCAUACUUGUUAUUAGGAUCAAUAGUUAGAGGACAAGCGAUGCUCGUGUGGUCCACACACCCGGACGGCACUGCAGAUGGAAGCAGAGCAGCUUGACUCCCCUCCUCCUCCUGCUCCCCCUCCUUCACACGCAUCAUGGACGCAGCUUCCCCAUCCUGCCGCCGUCGCUACAUUUAAACCCCUGAAUCUUCACAAAAUAACGCUCCCAAUUUCCCAGUUUUCCUGGACACGGAGUCAUCAAUGAAGCCUCUGUUUGCUCGGGCUGCGCGGGGCAAAGCCACGAUGAGCCCAUGGAUGCUCUUUGCGAUGCUUGGAUUCUGUGUGGCGCUCGGGCCUGGCAAGCAAGAAGAGGAGGAUUAUGAAGAUGUACCCAUUAAUAAGACCUGGGUCUUAUCUCCAAAGGUCUAUGAGAGCGAUGUGACGAUGAUACUUAACAAACUUCUACAAGGAUACGACAACAAACUACGACCUGACAUUGGUGUGAGGCCGACUGUGAUUGAAACAGCGGUGUAUGUCAACAGCAUUGGACCAGUGGACCCCAUCAACAUGGAAUACACUAUUGAUAUCUUCUUUGCCCAGACAUGGUAUGACAGCAGACUUAAGUUCAACAGCUCAAUGAAACUACUCAUGCUCAACAGUAACAUGGUAGGCAAAAUCUGGAUUCCCGACACGUUCUUCAGGAAUUCCAGGAAAUCGGAUGCGCACUGGAUCACUACACCGAACCGUCUACUGAGGCUGUGGAGCAAUGGGAGAGUAAUGUACACACUGAGGUUGACUAUUAAUGCGGAGUGUUACCUUAAGCUGCAUAACUUUCCAAUGGAUGAGCACUCGUGUCCGCUGGAGUUUUCAAGCUAUGGUUACCCUCGGAAUGAAAUCUUGUAUCGAUGGCAAAGACGAGCAGUGGAAGUGGCCGACCAGCGGUAUUGGAGACUUUACCAGUUUGCAUUUGUAGGGAUGAGAAAUACCACUGAUGUGGCACACACCCAGUCAGGUAGGAAAUUGCAGAUUCGUUGUCUCAUUUCUCAAGAUUUACUAUACCGUACCCUGCCAAAAUUAAUAAAGCAUUUCCGCAUUAUUGUACUCUUUUUAGGAGAAUAUGUCAUCAUGACAAUCUUUUUUGACUUGAGCCGGAGAAUGGGUUAUUUCACCAUCCAGACCUACAUUCCUUGCAGUAUGAUUGUGGUCUUGUCCUGGGUCUCUUUCUGGAUCAACAAGGAUGCUGUGCCUGCUCGCACAUCUCUAGGUAUCACCACGGUGCUCACCAUGACAACUCUUAGCACCAUCUCCAGGAAGUCCUUGCCAAAGGUCUCCUAUGUUACUGCGAUGGAUUUAUUCGUCUCUGUCUGCUUCAUCUUCACCUUUGCUGCUUUAAUGGAGUACGGAACGCUGCAUUACUUCACCAGCAAUAGACAGACCAAGAAGGCUAAAGCCAACAACCACGCACAAAAAACUUCUAGCAUGGUCAGCAUUCAUCCUGGAAUGUCGCUGCUGCAAAUGAACAACAUUAUGCACUAUCACGAUGAGGACGACUAUGCCUACGACUGUUUGGACGGAAAAGACUGCACGAGCUUCUUCUGCUGCUUUGACGACUGUCGCUCAGGUGCCUGGCGAGAAAACAGGAUGCAUGUACGAGUUUCCAAGAUUGAUUCUUACUCCCGAAUAUUUUUCCCUACUGCUUUUGGCCUUUUUAAUUUGGUUUAUUGGAUAGGCUAUCUGUACCUUUAAACCCAAUACCUCACAGAAGAAGGAUUGGAGUUUUGUAUAUGCCAGCAUUUUCCAGAGAAGGAGCUAUUCUCAUAGUGAAUGUUCCCUUUGCAAACAAUUCCAACCUUGCACCGUGCACCAAUGAUUUCUUGUACGGGAAUAUUUUUUAGCUAAUAAAUAAAUCGUGUAAUAUAACAAUUAUGUUGUAAUUUGAACCCAAUAAUAUUAACUGUAGACUUAUAUAAGAAAUAUAUAUGUACUAUUUUGCUCAACUAUGUCGCUCUCAACUGGUAGAACAAAUGUUGAAUGUAGCAAGAAGAACUGAAUGUGGUCCAAUUUAAUUUCCCCAUGAAAAUAUUAUUACGUCAGCGAUAGAAACCGAUGCUUCACGACGCUGGCCGCUGGUACACAAUGUGCUUACAUGUAAGCCUUUUCAAAUAUGCAUUUAAUUUCACUGAUGCAUAUUUAAUGCUCCAUAAUGUCUAUGUGCCAAGCACACUGAAACAACCGCAGGACAUAACAGGACAGUUCAGGUUAAGGAAAUCAGCAAAUACAGAGAACAAACCAACAAAAGUCGAUACCAACAACACUGUUUAGUAGGGGUGGGCGAUACUGCAAAUUUUGGUUUCGGUCCGAUUAAGGGCUAGCAUGGCUGAUACAAAUACUGAUACCAAUACUAACAUCAUUGAAUGAUUUUGUUAAGAAUGUCUUUUAACAGGAACAUUUUUUAUCAAUUAAGUUAUUUAUGAACAAUGUUACCAUACAGAAAUACAACAAUAAGGCCUAUAACAAAAUAUCAAUAAAAUAAUACAAUUACAGUGGAACCUUGGCUAACGUCAUUAAUCUGUUCCAAAAGGUCCGACUCUAACCAAAACGUACUCCAACCGAAUCAAUUUUCCCCAUAAAAAAUCAUGUAAAUCCAAUUAAUCCGUUCCAGAAAGCCAAAAAUGUAAACACAAAACACGUUUUUAUAGUUUUACAAUCAUAGUUUAACAUGCAGGAACAAUUUGAAAAGAAAAAAAAACACAUAUAAAUGAUGAUUGAAAAAGGUAAAUGAGCAUUUAAGAUUACUUUUACCGUCAUUGAAUGAAGUCAAGUCAUUAUUCAGUCACACACUGGUGGUGGUAACUUACAUCUGGAGCCACAGCUGCCCUGGGGUAGUCUGACGGAAACGUGGCUGCCACCAAACAUUCAUUCACAAAAGAGGGAGCGGGGAUCAAACCGCAAACGUUACAGUUUCUGGACGACCUGCUCUACGUCCUGAGCCACUGCCGCCCUCUGAUUGAAUUGCCGCAUUGGACACCACCUUUGUGUUUUGCCAUGAGUUAUUUCUAGAAUUCAGUAAUGUUUCUCAUCUCAAGCCUCUGCUUUUCUUUUGAUCAGGGCUGCAAAAUAACCCAAAAUGGAGGCAAAGAAAGUUUCAAGUGCCAGCAUUUUGAUAAAGACGGUGAGGAACACCGUUGAAAUCAAGAAAUAACUCAUGGCAAAACAGGAAGGUCCGUGUGUCGUGCCAUCGUGUCUUUGGCAACACAUCAUCGCAUCUUCAAGGUGAAAGUAGCCUUAAAUGUUCAUUUAUUCCAUUCAUUCAUCAUUUUAGAAUUACUUUAUGCAUUUAAACUAUAAUUGUAAGACUAUAAAAACGUUUUUUGUGUUACCAUUUUUGAGAUUUUUGGCGUAAUUGUUAGUGAGCAGAGGACUACAGGUUCAACCACUUAUGACAUAAUAGACGGGCGACAGAGCUGAUUUCCAGUUCCUGUUUCCAUGUAUUAGCAAGCUAAUAGGAUGCUAACAAGGACGUUUUGUGAUUAAAAAAACAAAAAACAAAAAAACCUUAAGAACACAGUUGGACUCAGGCAUUGUACUAAUAAAACGACACAACACACGCCAUAUUGUACGCUAACCAGAAAAUAUACGCGAAACGAGGCAAAAUUUUGGAGGAAAGUUUCAACCUUAACCGAACAACAUGCUAACCAGGGCGUACACUAACCGAGGUUCCACUGGAUUCCCAUUUAUUGCAUAUAAUUGUUUAAGCAAAAUAAAGUCAAUAAUGCACAAUACUGUACCUCAACAGAAAAGCAAUUCAAAGCCUUGGACUUUUUGCCCCCAAAGCUCUCCUAUGUCCAAGUACCCUUAGCAAAAAGUAGUAUACUUAAAGUUCAUUUCAUUAAGUAUCCUACAGACCGUGUACUUUUAGUGUAAUAGAACGUAUACUUAUUUAACACUUUUUCGGACUGAAACGGAACAUUUUAAGAUUAAAAAAAUAUACUUAUCAAGUUAAUUUUAAGUCUGCAAAAGUAGACUUUAUAGCAUACAACAAGUACACUCAUCUGUAUACAAGCAAUGUACUUGGUAUACUGUAUGUAAGCCGCCUGCUUCGCACUGCCCGAGCCGGGGCUCCACACAGUGUGCCGUCCUCACAACACGUCACUGAUGCUGCUAGACAGCCAGCGAACCAAUAAAGAAAACAACAUACACAAGGCUUACUUUUCUUGCGUCAGUGAAGCUUUGCCGUGCAUGUAUGCGUGCGGUCACUGUAACAUACCAAAAAUGCAAUUACUAUCUAUAAACAUACAUUAAACAUAAGUACCUAGCUAAAACACAGGGAUACAUAGCUAACAGCUACAUCACACCAUCAAGUUUACAAACACAUUCAAAUACUAAUUCAGGAACAUUUGAGAUCGAUAUCUUAAGUACUUUGUACACAUAGGUACUUACAAAGACGGAAGUUUCCCAAGGCUCAAACGUUUUAGAGCAAACACAGCUUGUUUAUGAGCUUUUUCAAACUUCCAUCUUGCGUUGCUAGCUUGUACUUCACAGAGAGAGGAAAACAGUCAAAGAUUGUCCAUUAGCGAGAAGAGCACUCACUCUUGCUGUCACUGAAACGAUUCAUUUUUGGAGAACAUGUCUCACUUUUAACUUUUUAACCAUAGCUUUUUAACCAUUUUUACUACACAUACUACUAAACAUAUUUAUUUACCAGCUAUGAACCCGUUUACACAUUUUAAAUCAACUCAGAAAUCACAUGAAAACACUGUUUUAGACCCAAAGACAUGACACACAGAACCUUCGGAAUGAGAGACAAGAGCGCUAACCCAGAGACUGUCGAGCGCUGUUGGUAACUUUCCUGUAAGAAAAGCAACUGUUGGCUGUCCUAAAAGUCGCCAAAUGACGCCAUCGUCUAAUUUGCAUAAAAUUUGCAUAUCACGUUGUAAAAUGCUGCAGGUAAAAAGCAUAAUAUCGCAGGAGAGACAAAAAAAGUGAGUAAAAACACCUUAAUUGCGUGCAGAACUACAAAUAAACUUGAUUAUCAGUUUGUUCAUUUCAAAUUGUACAUCAUUUCAUCAAAAUAAAAUAAAUAAUAUUUUAUCUCGGCCAGCACCUCUCAAAGUUCUCCUAUCACACGUUGGCAAUUGAAAACUUAAUUACUUAACUAAUUACUCACUUAAAUUAGCACAACUGAACAGCGAAUAAGAGAUCCUACCGUGUUUAUUCUAUGGCUCACAGUAACAGGACAGAUGUGCUUCGUGAGUAACAGCACACUCUUCUGGUGAACAUGUGUAAUUGCGAUUCAUUUGCCCUUUGGAUGCGCAGAGCUCCACAUCACGGCUUGCGACUGCACCCGCCGCUUCUCAGUGGGGACACAAAAUGCAGAACAAUACCGCUUUCACCGUAUUUGAAAACUCCCCAACGACGUCGGAAAAAUUUGUUAGAUUUGUCGCUAGUCGCUUUUGAGAAAAUAUGUCGUGAAGGUUGGUUGGAAUGUCGCCAGAUCUAGCGACAGUAUCGUUAGUUAUUAUAGUUAUUGCGGUUACUUAAGUAAAGAGUUUGGCUUCUCAAAAAGAUAUGCGUUCGAGAGGGUGAUGCGUUUGCAUCACAAAAAACGCCUCCCUGAAAAAACUCAGACCUCACAAAUCGCUCGGCUUUACUUCCUCUGACGUCGUAUUAAUCUGCGCGCUCAGCUGUCCACUGAUGAAGAUGGCUGCGACCCUCUCAUCUUCCUCCGCUGUGGAACACAAACGCAAACAAGAUGGCUGCAACGCUCGCUGCGGGUGCAUCUGCAUCACGUACACAACAAUGGACAGCCGAUUGUGUGCAUUAAUAUGACGUCAGAGAAAGUAAAGCCGAGGGAUUUGUUAGUAUAAGUGUGCUAAGUAUGCUAAGUAUACUUUGUGGCAGAAAGACAUAAAAAGUAUACAUAAAAAGUAUACUAAAGUAUGAGCAUUAAAGUGUAAGUCUUCGUAUUAAUGUACUUAGUCUUAUGCUUUUCGGUUUGAGCCACGUAUACUUCACUGUACUAUUCUUGAGUAUAUAAAAUAUAGUUUAUAACAAGCAAUUUGGGCAAUCCAUCGGUGCUCUCUGGUGUGUUGUGUUAUUGUAUUUACUGCUGCUACCACUAGAGGGGGUUGUAUGCUCAUGUUGAAGACGUGUACUGCUCCCCCUGCCUGUACCAGCAUAUUAGGACCCCACAGUAGGCAAUAGAUAAAUACAGAGCCACCACAGUCCUUACUGACGAAGGGAGAACCCGCCCAUUGUGCUCUGCGUCCUGAUUGGCUGUAGACCAUUGUCAAUCAAUCUCCUUCUGCGUGAGCUGCUUGCUGACCGGCAAUAAACAAUAGAAGAAGAAGAAGAAGAUAACCGGCUAAAUGAAUCUUUGGUUCACGGGGGAGGACGACGGCAGGUGCAAUAUGUUUUAACAAGGAUAGAAAAACGCGUCAGGACGAGGCAAGGUCACCCGAGAGUCACUUCAUCAUUUCUUGUGUCCAACCUAGUAGAUUUACCAUUAAAAUUCAACCGGAAUUUGAACUUUGAGGGUGUUUAAAAUGUGAGAAAAUGUUAAUGCCUGCCUGACAAGCGUGUAUAACGUCUAUGCCGAGGGGUUUUACAGCCUUAAAGCAUAUAUAAUAAAUGUAAACGCUAAACGAGUACACUUGAAUACACUUCUUUUUGCUAAGGGAUGCUUAUUCACUGAGGGGAGUGUUUGUUUGUAGCAUAACUACAAAGCCAAAUAAACAAACGUGAUACUCACUCAGCAGCGUUACAUUUGAACCAAUGCAAUUCAGACUCAAUUCUCCCAUCUGAUAAACUGCACUUAUACCUUGAUGAGAUUAACACAGUAUGUCUGUGUACAUCUAUCUAUCUAUUUAUCUAUCUAUCUAUCUAUCUAUCUAUCUAUCUAUCUAUCUAUCUAUCUAUCUGUGUAAAUAACUCAUUGUUGAGACGACACAUUCGUAACCGUUUUUAAAUGUUACGGCAGCUGGGAAAAAAAACGGAUUCAAAACUAAAGUCCAAGCUGUCUGUUGGCCAUGCAAAUAUCGUACGAAAGGAAGAAUGCACUAAAAUACAUAACAAUAAUCUAUGCAAAGAUGAACACUGUUCUCUACAGGCGUGGUUUGAACGACUCAGGAGGUAGAGUGGUUGUUUCCCAACCCAAUGGUUGCUGGUUCGAUCCUCGACCCCACUGGAAUCAUUCGACUUAUUUAGACAUUUUAACAUUGCAUUUUUUCUUCCCAACGUUUUCAAAAAAGUCUGCGAAAAGUGAAAAUUUAAAUGUUGCCCCCUGCUGGUGAAAAACAAUGUAACAUUUUGCAUUACCGUAACCUUCCACUCGUCCGAUAGGGUGACAUGUUUCCUCGGUCCUCGUGCAGUCGUUCAAUAUGUUUACACAUUUCAACACUCGUUUUACAUUUUUGCAUUGCAAAUUCUGCGUUUUAUGUCGGCUAAUUACUGCCGCAUCAGAAUGUUUUUCUUGAAUUCCCUCAUUAUCCAUAAUUUAGUAUUUUCUGUGACAUUUUUCCCGAUUGAAAAUGAAUGGACAAUUUCAAUUGCGCCACCUAAUGGUGGAAAUUCAUUUUACACGUUGCAAUACAUGUAACAUGUAAUAAGAUUUUAACACAUUUCUAGGAUAUUUCGACAUUCAUUCGACAUUUCGGUUCAGCUUUAGGAUCUCAGCAUUCACAUGCAAUUCCUACUGUGAAAAAAGAAAUCAGUCGAAAAAUGUAUUUAUAAAAAUAAAAAUAAAAUAGCAGAGAUAAAAUAACAAUACCUAAAAAAUACACAAUUUUAAUAAAGAAAAUGCUAAUUCUCACAGUGAGCCUGUGCAGUGAUGAAGGGGGAAAAAUGUUAAUAAGGAAUAAAUAGAACUUUAAAACAAAACAAAAAAUAGACCAAUAAGUGACUAAGAAAAGUAAAUCCAGUGGGAAUACAAAAAUAAAUUAAUAAAUACAAACUAAAAUAAGAAAUUCAGGGUUAGUUUAUUGUUUUUGAUGACUUUAUUCCAGGAUGAGCAACAACAUUAAUUGCAUUAAUAAUUGCACUUAGUAGAUUUAGCCAGAUUUAAGUAGGCAUCCCUUCUGCACCUUUGUGGCAAAAAUACUAAAACUAACGUAGUAAAACUGUUAAAUUGUCAUAAAUCAAUAUUUUGUCUGCUUUGUUUUCCAUAAAUCAAUUAAACAUCUUCAGACUUGCUCAAAACUACCAAACAUUAGAUUAUAUUCAGGAUUUUUACACUUUAAAUGUCAGUCUAAUCAUUUGUUAUAUCAUAUAAAUUAUCUAUAUAAUUAAUUAUACAUAUAAAAAACAGUAAUUAAAAAAAAAAUACAAGAAUUAAAUAAAACGGUCAUAAAAACGAGGACAAUUCCAUACUUUUAUCCCUGUGGAUGUCUUGCACACUGGAAGGGGCGUUGCAAAGGAGGGAGAGACAGGCUUAUUGGGAGGAGGAAGUCUCAAUGACAAGAGCGCUACGCUGAUUAGUUAUCCCUUUCCAUUUCAUAGGAGCAGAUCCUUUCACAUCCUUGAUGGUUAUGAUGUCCAAUUUCACUUGAUUUUUCACUUUCACUUUCCUUUUCCUUGAUGCAUUGCCAUCAGAAGAGUCUGCCUCAUGCUUUGGAGACAUAGUGAAGGCGGAAAAGGUUAAAAAGCCGUAACACAGACAAAAUGAUCACCAAAAAACAUAUUUUUUAAAGAAUCCAAAGCGACUCAUUAAAACCUCGUUAAACUUCAAAUGUGGCUUUUUAUUUAGCUUAACCAGCUGAAUUUGUACCAUGAGGAAAAUCAGUCGACUCACUCUCAUGUUUUUUUAUUUUAAAUGUAUCAGAAUGCAUUGAAAGUCGUUCUGGUUUUGAAUUUUACAAAUAGAAUAUAUGCUUCAAUUGACACCUUUAUCAAUACAGCGUUUUUCAUUGCAUACCAACUGUGGAUACCGUUUGUCUUUUGUACCUAUUUGCUCCGCUACUGACUAUGGUAAUGGUAAAAUAUGUUUUGAAAUAUUUGCAUGUUUUCAGACAGUUAUAUACACACUGUAGUACGUAACUAUAUCUUAAUAGGUGUGGGAGAUGCUGCAAAUGUUGGUAUCAACCCGAUACCAAGUACUGUAAAUACGGGGCCAGUAUUACCAAAUAUUUGAAGAUUAGUUAUUUGUGAUUUGUUGAUCCAUACACUAAUUAAAAAAAAAACACAGGACAAAGAUUUUAAGCAAACCAAAUAAGUUUUUGGGUCAACAAAACUAUGUGUUGUAACACUAAAGUCAUCCCUUGACCUUCUGGAAGAAGGCUACACUUUGGCAUUGUUUUUCAAAAAUAUAUUAAUAUUAAUAAACUAUCACUUUUGUGGGGUUGAAUACAGUCUAUUAUUUACGACGGAGUAUUAGGGCCACAUUGAAAAAAACAAUCUGAGAUUUCGAAAAAAAAAGUUGCACAAUUACGAGAAGAAUGUCGAAAAUAUACGGGAAAAUAAGUCAUAAUAUUCCAAGAUUACGACUUCAUUCUCGUAAAGUUACGACUAGGCCUUGGGUAUGUGGAGGGGGCGGGGUAAGGACGGGGGACGUGAGAAGGGCUCGACAUGCUAAUCUGUGCUCAACUGCUGUUUUGCUGCCACCUUAUAAAUAAAAGCUUGCCUGAUGAGGAAAGUUUCCUUCCUUCCUGACGAGCUAUGCUCUCUUUUCCUGUGGCACGUAACAUUACCACUUUAUUCUCCUAAUAUUACGACUUUUUUCUCUGAAAUGUGUUCUUGCAAAUUUACAACUCGUAAUAUUAUUUUACGACUUUAUCCUUGUAAAUGUAUGACUUUUUUUCUCGUAAAUUUACAAUUUUAUUCUCGUAACAUUACGACAUUCUUUCUUGUGAAUUGACAACUUUAAUCUCGUAAUACUACAACUUUCUGUCUCGUACAUUUCGGACUUUUUUUCUCGUAAUUGUACAACUUUAUUUUCGUAAAUUUACGAAAAUAAAGAAUUUUCUCAGAAAUUUACUACUUUUUUCUUGUCAAUUUCCGACUUGAUGCUGGUAAAUUUACGACUUAUUUUCUCGUAAACUAACGACUUUACUCUCGCGAAUUUACGACGUUCCUCUCGUAAAUCUAUGCUUUUUUCUAGUAAAUGUACAACUUUAUUCUCGUAACAUUUCCUCGUUAAUUUAAAACUUUAUACUCCUAAAUCUACAACUUUAAUCUCUAAAUCUCAGAUUUUUUGUUUUAUUUUUGUACUUUAUUGUUAUUAUUUAUUUUUUUAACAUAUUUUUAGUUUUUUUUUUCACAUGUGGGUUAAAAACAUGUUGGGUUAAAAAAUUAAAAAGUGGUCCUUAUAUCUUUUAAUUUUUUCGUAUGUGGCCCUCGGUGGAAAAAGCUUGGACAUAAGCGUCAGCACGCUGAUGUUGCCUUCAAAACACCCAGUAUGGUGAGCGUGCAACGCCGGGCACUCACCACCCUCAAUAGUCUACUUAGCGAAGGCACAGACCUUUUGAAACGCAGCCUAUCAUUCAAAUAUGUUCUGCUCUGUUUUGCACAAUGUCACUAAUACACGUCAGAAAUCCCGAUGCACAGCUGAGCUUGUAAAAAAAUAAAAAAUAAGCCUGUUAGAACAACAUGCGGAUGUUCACUACAAAGGCAUGAUGGUGUGUUGCAUUCAACCUAAGCCAUAUGAACACAUUUGUCAGCUGUAUGCAAUUCCAUCCUCUGUAAAUGUUGGUCAUCUUGUAUCGUGAUUUCUCAAUAGACUGUGAAAAAAUAAAGCAGUGCCUGAAAACAGUCAAACGGGGAUUUGAUGUUGAUGUCCAUCGCACGCAGCCGUCACCUGGUCCUUGAACCAGGGCUGUAUUUUAAAAGAAAACUGCACUUUUUUGUAAU
Messenger RNA from Dunckerocampus dactyliophorus (ringed pipefish), 10878 nucleotides. RefSeq names its product gamma-aminobutyric acid type A receptor subunit gamma1 (gene gabrg1). NCBI's taxonomy places the organism in Eukaryota, Metazoa, Chordata, Actinopteri, Syngnathiformes, Syngnathidae. Gene Ontology annotation, cellular component: dendrite membrane; synapse; postsynapse. Gene Ontology annotation, molecular function: GABA-gated chloride ion channel activity; transmitter-gated monoatomic ion channel activity involved in regulation of postsynaptic membrane potential; GABA-A receptor activity. Gene Ontology annotation, biological process: chloride transport; synaptic transmission, GABAergic; gamma-aminobutyric acid signaling pathway. The coding region runs from base 298 to 1782 and encodes 494 amino acids. The record is from RefSeq and is a predicted model, not a curated record. The transcript has 8 exons.